CAUCAAGAAGUGCUCAAGUGUGAAUGAAGGAGGGGAAUCUGUGAAGCAGGAUGAGCAGAGGGACUACAUGAAUCAGUUUUCACAUGAAGUUUUAUGUCAUAUAUUCAGAUUUUUAAAAAAAAGGUUGCCAAUGUUUGAAUGCAAAGUUGUGAAGAAAUCCUAUAACUUCCACAAAUACUUCCCUGAUUUACUAAGUAUGGCUUACAAUGCAAAGCGCUGAAGUGGAAAGAAAGCGGAAUCUGCAUUGUGCCCCUGAAAAUCUACUUCCUAUUGACACAGAAAUGAAUGGGAAGGAAAAUGCUGAAGAUGACACACAACUACGAUAUCUUCCCCUACAGGACAUCAUGUGUAUGGAAUGUUUGUCCCGGAAGUUAAAGGAAGCAGUUACCGUAUAUAUGCGAGUAGUGAAGGUGGUUGACCUAUGUGCUGGCUGCUGGUGGGAGUACAUGCCAUCAGGUUUCAUUGAUGCCAGUUUUUUAACACUACUGAAAAAGAUGCCCGACUUGGAACAGCUGUAUGGGUUGCAUCCCCGACACUUGGAACGACGACGAGUCAGGGGGCAUGUUGCAUUUAGCAUUCCUGGUGUACUUGAAGCUUUACAAGCCUGCCCAAAUCUAUUGGGUGUAGAAACUUCCCAUUUAGAAUUAGUAGAAGCCAUCUGGAAUUACAUGCCACAAGUCCAGAUCUUGGGAAAGUUUCGAAAUCGUAAUGGUGCUUUCCCAAUCCCUCCAGAAAACAAACUAACAAUUCCAGUAGGAGUCAAGAUACAAACACUCCAUCUGGUUGGAGUGAAUGUUCCCGAAAUUCCUUGUGUCCCAAUGUUGAGGCACCUGUAUUUGCAAUGGGUUCGACUAACCAAACCUCAGCCUUUUAAAGACUUUCUAUGUGUCAGUUUACGCACUUUUGUAAUGCGGAAUUGUGCAGGUCCCACCAAUUCCUUAAAGUAUGUUCCACUAGUGACUGGGUUAGCUUCAGCGAGAAGCUUAGAACAUUUGGAACUAGUUAGAGUACCUUUUCUUGGAGGAUUGAUUCAACAUGUAGUUGAAGACAGCUCCAGGUCAGGUGGUUUCAGAAAUCUACAUACUAUUGUGUUUGGAGCAUGCAAAAAUGCACUAGAAGUGGACCUUGGCUACCUCAUUAUCACUGCUGCACGUAGGUUACAUGAAGUUCGUAUCCAACCUUCGCUAACCAAAGAUGGCGUUUUCUCAGCACUAAAAAUGGCAGAGCUGGAAUUUCCCCAGUUUGAAACCCUGCACCUUGGAUAUGUUGAUGAAUUUCUAUUGCAAUGUAAGAUGACCAAUGCUGAAUUAGUGAAGCAUGGUCUGGCAGACGUGGUUGAGAAUCCUGGUAUCAUUACAGACAUUGGGAUGAAAGCAGUAAAUGAAGUAUUUCCUUGCAUCAAAUACCUAGCUAUUUAUAACUGUCCCCAUUUGCACAAUGCACAUAACUGGAUAACAGACCAUUCACGAUGGAGUCGCCUGGUGGAUCUUACACUUGUUCGUUGUCAUGCAAUCAAGCUAGAGUCAUUCAGUCAAUUUGUAGAAAUGCUACCAAGCUUGGAGUUCAUUUCAUUGGAUCAGAUGUUCCGGGAGCCUCCAAAGGGCUGUGCUCGUGUAGGAUUGAGUGCUGGCACAGGAAUUGGUGUUUCUUCUGCUCUUGUUAGCAAUCAGAAUUCCAACAAUGAUAAUGAUAACCAAAAUAAUCACGCCAAUAUCAAUAAUAACAAUAAUGAGGAGAAUGAUGCCCGACAAGAGAGAGGAGUUCCUGACUUGCCAAACCCAGUGAAUGAUCAAGGACUUGAAGCUGUCCAAGAAAGUAGACCUAAUGGGGCUGAAUGUAACUCUGACCAGAAUAGUGGGCAUUCUGUGACACCCAUGGAUAUAGAUGAAGAACAAGCAGGACCAAGUGGGCUUCAACCAACCGUGAAAGUAAACCCAGUGAUGGUACAUGAUUCAGAUAGUGAAGACGAGGAUGAAUAUAGCAUGGAGACUUCUGGGACUCUGAAUGGGAAUGAUACUGGGGAUAAUUAUUCUGACGGCGAUGAAAAAAGGAAAGCUACGCCAAUGCUUUGUGAAAGUUCUGGUAUUUGUGGUAAAGGCAAGGCCCCACUACGGAAGAAGAGCCCAAUUAAUCAAUCAGGCCUGUUAACACCAUCGCAAGCAGAAGAAAGCAGUUGUGAGAAAGGUUGCCAGGUGACCAGUGAGCAGAUAAAGGCUGAUAUGAAAGCAGCAAGUGAUGCCCCAGAAAGAAAUCGGAGCAAAGAUGUUUCUUCUGGAACGGGAACCUGUUCUGCUUUAAAAACAACCAACACGAGCACUGUUGUGUCUCCUCCUUAUAUAGAAUCUGACAGAACAGCUCCUGUAAAUGGUGGCUGCAGGCAUUGCAGUCCAACAUAUUCAUCACACCCUGAUAGUGGGAUUCAUGCCUGUUCAUGUACUUCAAAUGCAGUUGGAGAUUCCUCUGGUAGUAAUGAAAGAAAUGCGAGGAAUAGUUCAGCUCAUACUGGCUGCAUCUGCAACACAUCUCCUCAGGUAAAUGAAAGCAGGACAGGUGAAUGCUCUGAAGCAGAUAAGCCUUCCACAAGCAGGUCGUCCGGAAACUGUGAUUUAAAUGAAUAUUGCAGCACAGACUCAACUAACUCAGAAUUUUCACAAAGGACAUCUUCCACUUGUGCACAAGGACAAGUAAGCAUUAGUAAUGGGAGGACUUGCAUUGACGGUACCAGAGAUGCAGAGAAUUCUAAUCAUCUUCCAUGCGUUAACGGGACCCAACAUGAAGGCUAUCCUCGCAGACCUGUGACAAGAGCAAGUAGUAAAUAUAGCCAGGUCCCAUUGAUCACAGAGCCAGAUAUUUCCAAACCCAAAUCCAGGCAAUCUGUGAAGCGGAAACGAACUGCAGAUAAAUCCACAAGUACUAGCGAUCCUGUCAUUGAAGAUGACCAUGUGCAGGUUCUUAAUCUAAAAUCCAAAAAUUUGGUUGGGAUUACACUUGCUAAUUGUGGAAUUACUGAUUUGGUACUCAGAGAUUGUCCGAAAAUGAUGUUUAUCCAUGCUACUCGAUGUCGGGUACUAAAGCAUCUAAAGGUUGAGAAUACACCAAUUGUAAACCGAUUUGACUAUGUGCAGUGUCGGAAGCUCAACAUUGAACAAGUACUUGACCAGAUUUUACGAAUGCCUCCUGAACGGAACCGUAUCAUUUAUCUGCGACCAAUGCAACAGAUUGAUACUUUAAAAUUGGAGCGGAUGAUAUUUAGUGGACCAUAUCCCUAUCACAUCUGUAUUAUUCAUGAGUUUAGCAAUCCUCCAAAUGUGCGAAACAAGGUUCGCAUUCGUAGUUGGAUGGAUACAAUAGCAAAUAUUAAUCAAGAAUUGAUCAAGUAUGAGUUCUUCCCUGAAGCUACUCGCACUGUAGAAGAUGUGGAAAAAUAUCCCAAGUACCCUUGGGGGAGGGAUAUUUAUAGUUUAGAAGGAACAGUAGAUGGAGCCCCUUACUUCAUGAUUACUGAUUUCCCUUGGCUUCGUUCACUACGCACUGCAGAACCAAACAGCUAUGCAAGAUAUGACUUUGAAGACGAUGAGAGAACUACAAUCUAUGCUCCACGGAGAAAAGGGCAGUUGUCUGCUGACAUCUGCAUGGAAACAAUUGGUGAGGAAAUCUCUGAGAGAAGACAGAUGAAGAGUGGUGUAUUUCAGCGAGUUGUAGCUAUUUUCAUACAUUACUGUGACGUUAGUGGAGAGCCUGUUCACGAUGAUUAUAUCUGACUAUGCCUUUCUUGCGCAUGACUGUCCAAAGGCCAGAGACUACAGCCUGCAAGAUUUGAUUUAUCAGCACUGUGUAGCUGAAUUAUACCCAAAUACUUUUGGAACAAAUUAUAUAAUUGUGUAUAAAAUAUUUGUGUACAAAUGAUUUCUGUAUAGAAAUGCUCUUAAAAUUAAUUGGCUUCCGGAAGCAGUAUCAUUUCAUAUGUUUAUACAAUUUAAUUCAUUCAAAUGUUAUUGAAAGGGAAAUAAAUAGGUUUUAAGAAGAGGCUAUUUAUAUCCCCAAUUAUAUAGUUACUAAGAUGAACAUUUUCUGAUAUUUUGUUACAAUAUUGUUAGGUAGAAAAAUAUGUAUUAAAAAUCAAGGCCGUGUUCUUUGGCAGACUACACGCUCAAUA
This is a messenger RNA of Stegostoma tigrinum, 4156 nucleotides long. It is a transcript of the gene fbxo38, whose product is annotated as F-box protein 38. Bases 207 to 3761 code for a protein of 1184 amino acids. Gene Ontology annotation, cellular component: cytoplasm; nucleus. Gene Ontology annotation, molecular function: protein binding. Gene Ontology annotation, biological process: SCF-dependent proteasomal ubiquitin-dependent protein catabolic process; protein K48-linked ubiquitination. The record is from RefSeq and is a predicted model, not a curated record. The transcript has 22 exons. NCBI's taxonomy places the organism in Eukaryota, Metazoa, Chordata, Chondrichthyes, Orectolobiformes, Stegostomatidae.